Messenger RNA from Fonsecaea nubica, 1839 nucleotides. RefSeq lists its product as hypothetical. Bases 1 to 1839 code for a protein of 612 amino acids. Gene Ontology annotation, molecular function: ferric-chelate reductase activity. Gene Ontology annotation, cellular component: plasma membrane. The record is from RefSeq and is a predicted model, not a curated record. Gene Ontology annotation, biological process: iron ion transport; copper ion import; intracellular iron ion homeostasis. The transcript has 2 exons. Lineage: Eukaryota; Fungi; Ascomycota; Eurotiomycetes; Chaetothyriales; Herpotrichiellaceae.
AUGGCUGGCUCCACGUCUGGUAACAGCACAUCCUCCUCCUCCUCUGGGCAUGCUGAACAGAAUCCCGAGACGGAAAAGUACCUGCAAGCCCUCAACCAUUCGCUCUCCACCAACUACCUGUACGCGCUGGUCGUCCUCACUGCCCUCGUUUUCGCCUACCACAGCGCCAUCCGUCUCCACAGGCACGCCCGCCAUCUCGUCUCUCUAGGAGGAAACACUCGAUCUCAACGAUAUUUCUCCUUGGUCAGUCCGACCAUUGCCCGGCUCAAAGUCCAUUUGGUCUAUGCUCCCUUGUUGUAUCACAGACGGGCCGAGGAGAUCAAAUGCGGCUCUCGUCUGAUCUUGGGCACAAUACCCACGCGGUUCAAUACCUUGUUCAUCACAAGCAUCAUCGUGUACAACGUCUUUGCCUGCGUCUAUAACAUCCCUUGGUCGUCUCCUGAGCUCGAGGUCUUGCCCAUCUUGAGAAACAGGACCGGAUCCCUUGCCACGGCCAAUCUCAUCCCUAUCUGCGUGCUGGCCACCAUCAAGAACCCCUUGAUUAAUGCUCUGGACAUUUCCUAUGACUCGUUCAACUUGGUACACCGGUGGCUCGGUCGCUUGAGCAUCCUGCAAGGCGUGGCACACACGAUCUGCUGGAUGAUAGCGAAGGUCGAGAAAUCAGGUUGGGCCGCCGUCCAAAAAUCCUUGACACACUCUUCAUUCAUCAUGACCGGCCUCAUCGCCACUGUCGGCUUCGUGGCGUUAGGACUGCAUUCCUCAAAAGUCUUCAGAUCCCUGGCAUAUGAAUUCUUCUUGCACAGCCAUAUCCUCCUUGUAGCCAUGACCUUUGGUGGGUUGUGGGUUCACUUGGAGGGUCUGCCCCAACAGCGCUUCCUGAUGGCCGCCAUCAUCAUCUGGGUUGGAUGCCGUUUGUGGAGAUUGUGCACUCUGAUCUACCGGAGCUGCGGACGUGGCGGUACCUAUGCCACCAUUGAACCACUCCCACGCGGCUCUGUGAGAGUCUCCGUCACCUGUGUCCGACCGUGGAAGGUCCGGCCCGGUCAGACUCUGUACCUGAGCAUUCCAUCCAUUGGCUGGUUGACUCUCCACCCCUUCUCCGUUGCAUGGGCCGAAUCUGAUAGGGAGACAAGCCUGAGCCGUUGGGACAGCACGAACAGCAAGCACUCCGAAUACUCGGACAAGACACGACUGGUGGGCACGGUCCGCGCUGGUAAAGAGGGAGUUCCAGAGCCGCGCAGUCGCACGAUCGACCUCAUCAUCAAGCGGAAAACCGGCUUCACGUCGACCCUGUUGACUCGAGCCCACCAAGGGGGUGGCAGACUCGUGCUCCCCGCCUUUGUGGAAGGCCCCUACGGCCAUGAAACCAGCCUCGCGAGUUUUGGAACCCUGCUUCUCUUCGCCACAGGCGUCGGCAUCACCCACCACAUGAUGUACAUUCGUUCGCUGGUGCAGGGAUAUACCGACGGCACCGUCGCCACUCAACACAUUACCCUCGUCUGGGUCGUGCCCAAUUGCGAGUGUUUGGACUGGGUGCGCGAAUGGAUGCACGAAAUCCUCAACAUGGAGAAUCGCCGCGACGUGCUCACGGUCGUGAUCCACGUCACCCGUGCGAGCAUGAACCAGGACGUCAGGAGCCCCAGCUCCAGGGUGAAGAUGGUGAGAGGUCGUCCGAAUGUGAUGAGUGUCGUGCAGCGGGCGGCCGACGACCGAGUUGGGUGUUUGGGCAUCAGCGUCUGCGGGUCGGGAGGUCUCGCGGACGAGGUUCGUGCCGCAACUCGGGUGGUGAUCGGGCAGGGGGUGAAUGCUUCAUUGAUGGAGGAAGGGUUUGGAUGGUGA